ACUCCCAGAGGAAGAAGGCUUACUAUUGGCUAUGGGACCAGGCUCAUGAAGGUAUUUUUAAUGCCUUGGAAAAUGUCAACGUAGCAGGAGGCGCCAAGGGACUUAAAUGUAAAUCCUACACACCGAAGAAAAUGACGAAAGUUCCUCAGGGGUUUGAUUUCAGUUUCUUAAAUGAUGAAGAAGCCAGGCAGAUCCUGCAGGUCUUGGAGAGAAACGAGGAGCUCCAGAGGGCAGAGAAGGACAGAAUCAGCAAACUCCAGAAGACAAAGAGAGAUAUUAGAUGGCUCCAUGGAGUAACUGGUGAGUGGUUUGAAGAAAUCCAGAGAAAAAAGUUUCUCAAUGACACCGAUGUCAACCAGAUGUUGAAACAACCACUCACGUACAGGCUAAGGAAGACAAAAAAUGAUUCAAUGCAUUCACCCAUGUCAAGAUCCCCAGAUCUUCCACAUCAAAAUAAUCUCUCAUCUACUCCUCGCCAACUGGGCUUCAGGUCAUCUCUAGCUUCACUAUUCUCUUUUGGAAAAUCAAGGAAGGAGAUUGUAAAGCCUCAGGCCCCAACACAACAAGGAUAUGAUGGCUUUCCCAGAACAUCUGUCACUGUGAAGGGAACCCCUGAGGUUGGAAUAUACAACUCACCAUUAAACAGUGAAUCAUCAAAUACAGCAUUUCCCCCAAAGCCUGUAGAAAUGAGGGAAGGAAGUGGUAUGCCCCCAUGGGAUGCUUCCCAGAUAGAGAAUGAAUUCUUUCGUGUUUUAGAUGACUUGGAUAACAAGUUGGCUCAGGAACAAGCCCUAAGUCUAGCGAAUACAAGAACACCCAUCCACUAUGGACCCCGAGCACAGAUCCGUUCUUUUUACAACACUGGGAGCAGAAAUGGCAAUCUCAUGGGGGGACAUAGGAAUAACUAUGGUGAAAUUUCAUCUCCACCCAUCUAUGAUAUCCUAAGACCAUCAACCCCUAGAGAAGGUUUUAAAACUUUCUCCUAUAGAACAAAAACAAUUUAUGAUAUAUAUGGUCCAAGAGAACACACAGUCUCACAAGAGGAAUAUGUGCACAAGACCUUUGGCAGUUCAUCUCUGUGUUUUGAUAGGACACAGUCAUCAGCCUCUCCUACUUUAGGACAUUUCACAGCAAAUAGCCUACAUCUGCCACCCCAGACUCAGAGGAAGAGUGUUUUUGUAUCAAGGAGCCAUCAGCAAAGUCCAAGGAGAACUCCUUUGUCAUCUAUUGUAUGGAACAGGCCACAUUCUCCUGGAUAUAUUCAGUACCAAGAAGAGUUUCUGAGGGUACAGUCCCCAAUGGAAGUUGACCCUCUCAAUCAGGAUACAUACCCUACCUGGCCUCAAGACAAUAGGAGAUAUGAAUUUUACCGUUCCAGUAAUGUUUACCAAAGUGUUAGACCACAUGCUUCCAGGGACAGAGCAACCAGUCCUGAGUUAUUUGAGAAUUCUGAGAAUAUGCCAUUCCACCAAGAUGAAAACAAAUUCUCAGGGUCAUACUAUUGGAAUACCAUUGGUCCUAGAAGAUUGCAAAAAUUUGGAGAAAGUCCUUUUCAGAGCAAAAAAGAAGAGUCUCCAUCCUUGUCCAACUUUUGCCACAGAAACAAAGAGUUUGUUUCUUCUGACAGAGACUUUGAAAUUAUUUCAAUGGAUGUAAAUGAGGGGUUGGCUGCUCAUAGUAAUAAUACUCCUGUACCAUCUCAACCCUGGAGAGCAAAUUUUUCCAGAAACCAAGAAGAGUCCAUUCACAAGGAAUUUAAUUUUCAAAAAUGUAUAUUAGAGGACAUGGAAGUCCUAUCACAAGAUAAUGGUAACCAAAUAGCCUUAAAUGAAAGAUAUGAACAUUUGUACACACCUUCCAUGGAUACAACAGGAAACAAAUUCUGGGUUGCCCCAGAUAUUUUCUCCAGGAGUCAAGUCAGACCAGGUAUGCUAGUAAGUCAGCAGAAGUGGCCUCCAAUGGAAGCAAGUACAAAUUCAGAGACCAACUUACCUGAAACCACUCAACAUUUGUCAUCCUCGUCUCAGACUCCCCUGCCCUUAAUUCCACAUAGAACGGAAACCCCUCAAAGCUCUGACUUCCAGAAUGCUGCCACUACAUUGUGGGGCAUCAAAGGGAAUGCUCCUGAUGAAUCUGCCUCCUUUCCUUUAAGUAGCCAAACAGAACUUAUAAAAACCAAUGGUGAUUCUGUCACUGUUGCCAGAAGCCAACCAAACACUUGGAUUGCUGAGUUGAAUCCUGAGAAAGACUUAACAGAAUCUGUGUCAGAAAAAGUGAGGCAACUAAACAAGGUAGAUGAGACAGGCCAGGCUGAUGAAAUGUUAUCAAUUGUUUCUCAGUCAGUGAUUACUGAGACUACACCUGAUUAUCAGUCCUCUCUUUCUAGGGAUUCAGCCACCUUUCCCAGCAACAGAUUUGUUUUUGAUGCACCUGCCUCCACAGGUUCAAAAAAGCCAACUGGAGUCUUUGGCAGAAGGGAUAUUUCCAAAAUUUACGUAUCAAAAAGAGAUAAAGCAAAUGCACUUAAAAAAGAAAAUGAUUCUACCAUGGAAAGAAAACCAGAUUUGGGAACUUCAUUUAAUUUCUCUCAGGAAAACAGAACAUCAUUAUCUUUUCCCAAACAAAAUCAAGGCUGUCAGCAAGAACCAGGGAUAAACGAUGUUGGCAUUACCAGCUUGGAAAAGGAAGAGAGCAAACUAGGAAUUUCCAGUAAUCAUAACCCACAGUAUCCAGAAGAAUCAUUUCUUUUAGAUGCUGAGGAUAUGCAAGGUAUUAUAUUGAAAAAUGCUUUGGUUCCUCCUACCAAUUGCACCAAGUUUGCUGAAAAUCAUCAUGUCCUAUCAGACCAUUCCCUAGAACCAUCGCCGGAUCAUGGUCAAGGUCUUCCAUCAUCUUUCUCUCCCAACAGCCCUUCCUUAGCUUCUUUAGUAACUCCCUCUGCUACUUCAUUAAAUUUCACAUGUAAUGUAUCAGCAGAAGAGGCCAUGUUCUCAAAGAAGAAUCUUCUGGGAAAAGAUCCAUCUCCAGGGGAAAGUGAAGAAAAGACCUAUUCUGGUAACGAGGACCAAAAUAAUCAAUUGCCUCUCAGCUCUUCAGAAAACCAAGCUACUGAGGAUAUCCAGGUGCUUGAUCUUCACAAAGUGAAGGAUGCUACUAGAUGCCAUCUAAACCAUCCUUUCAAUCUUGGGAGAGUAAAAGAGAAAAUAAGGCGCCGGGUAUCCUGUGUUGAAAAGUUAAGCAAAUCAGGAAAUUUCUUGAGACAGGAAAGUAAUGACAGUAGUGGCAUAGUUCCUGGUCAUGGCAAUUGCCAGUCUCUUGAGCCCCUUGACAUUUAUUGUAUCUUCCCAAGAAAAUUGAGCAGCUUUCUCAUCAAUGACAAUAUGAAGUCAGAAAACAAGAUAUUGUCCACCUCAUUUAAGAAGCGGCCCCCUCCAUUCCAAAUAAAGAACAUGGCAGAUCCACUAGAGAAAUGCUUCUCAAACAAAAACAAUUCCAAUUCUUCUGAACCAGAUAGGCAAUGCCCUGAAAUAGAUGUGAACUCAUCCCCUUUAAGUCCCACACCUGUAGAGAUGAUGACAAACGUUAGAAACAUAACACCUGCUGCUGUUAGAAAAGGUCCCCCUCCAUUCGAAAUCAAAAGGACUAUGUCCAGGCCUGUUGUUACAUGUUCCUCAGGUAGAGUGGAUGGAAGAGAUAAAUGUUAUGGCCUAGACACAGAAUCUUCUAUUCUAACACCAGGGCCUGAAAUGCUGUUCACAACCACUCAGGAAAACAACCCACCAAUUAAAGAUUGUUCUUUACAACUAGUCAGAGAUCAUCCUCAUGCCGAAAGUUUUCUAGUCUACUCUGAAAAUCACAAUGAAAUGGCUUCUUCUCAGACAGAUAAUUUUGCAAAUAUGUUUUCCCUCCCCGAUGAAAAAUAUUUACCUUUUCCUCCAGAUGGGUCAGAAAAGCAAACUGGAAAACCCCUACAAAAAUAUAAGACAACAAGCACGGUCACUGUUUCUGGUGAUGAAGACAAUGUAAAAUGUCUUGAGGUGGUUUCAAUCUAUUACACUUUACCACGGAAAUCCAACAAAGAAUUGUGUGACCUCCUUAAAAGUGACACACAAAGUACAUGUUUCUCCCCAGAAUCAGCUACAGUGGGGGAUGCAACAUUCCCUAUUUCUCUGGCAAAGAAGCGACUCAAUUCUUCCACGCAAUCAUUACCAGGAACACCUGUGUCUCCACAUGCAAAGGCAUGUGUUAGCAGGGCUCAAUGGAGAAAGCAUUCCUUCUCAUAUGACACUGAAAGAGCAUCUCUUUUACAGUCACCACAUAGUCCACAUACUGGGGCAGAGAAGCCCUCAGCAGAGACAUUACAGGGAAUGGCCUCUGGGUUUUCUCACCUGGUUGAAGGUAUUUCUCUUUGCAAAGAAGAAUUUAAUACUCCAAAGGAUUGUUCAGCUAAAAUGAUCUCAGAUAAUUUACAAAGCAAAGGUAUGGAUACCUUUUCUUUUGUUCCUGGCCAUCAAGAGGGACAAGAAAAACGGCAGAAUCACACCAGGCAUACCUCUGUCUCACCAGCAACGCUUCGCGAUAAACUUGUUAGAGAAGGAAAGCUUGAAAAUCCUGAACAGUCUCUUGACGUAUGUGAAAGAGAGAGUCCUUCUGUCAUCCAGAUUCAUUUUGGAGAUAAUAUUAAUGACAAUCCUUGCAUAGGAGAAACCUUAGGGAAAUGUGGGCCUCACUACAUAGGCAUGAUGUCUAUUGGAAGUAGAAAUUAUCCUCAAGAAGAAGUUAAUGACAAAAUAGACUCAGGACCUAGAACUAUAUCCUUCUAUGAUGAGCUGAGAGAGUUACAGCCAGAAGCUGCUAAUGGGAAACUUAAAACAGAUGACCAGAAAAUAAUUGAAAAAACAUAUUCUGCUUUGCAAAGCAAAGAAUUAUCCCUCCCUUCCAACUCACUCAAACUUCAGCCUGGGGAAAUGAACCAUAAAGGUCAACCUGACUUAGAAAGGUCACUGAGGGAAUCAAAAGAAGUAUCUCAAGGAAGUGAUGCAGAUAAGGAUUUAAUUAGGUUGGAUAAAGUAGAAGAUGCCCAGAACACAAAGGUUAAAGAGAAAAUGCAGGGGCUGGCGUGUGACCAAUAUUCACCUUCCGAGGUAAUAAAUGAAAUUAAGUGUGAUUUGGGUUGCACCAAAGAAAAAACCAAUCUAGAGAAAAGGAAAAACAGAACUUCUGUUAAACAAAAACUAGCAGCUUUGUCCAAAGUCAGUAGAAAAUUUUCAACAAAAGAUAUGAACCCCAGAAGGCACGUUGCUACUAUUUUCCCUCACGAGGAAGUCAAUUCCAAUACCAGUGGCUUACCUCUUAAUACACCAGAGAUGUCUCCACUUUCAGCUAAACCCACCCUUGGGAUCUCAGAAUCCACACAUGAAUAUAGGAAAUCAGGUCCUAGUGGAACUGAGAGCUUUGUACUCCAAAAAGCUGAAGUAAAUAAGACUGAGACCCUUCUCCAGCCUCAUUUAGAUUCCAUCAAGAAGCCCAUCAAAUUUGUAAGUGAGCAAAAAACAAUGACUAGUAGUUCCAAACCAAAUAAGAACAAGGUUGAGAAUGUAACAGAAUCACCAAUAAGCAGCACCAACUCUGAAGAUGAAAUACUAGCAGAAAGAGGCAAAUGCCCUCAAACUUUGGAAACAGCAUAUGAAAUCAUAGGCCAACCCAUGCUUUCCAGUGUGGGGACAGAAGAUUUCUCUGAUGAUCUAAAGAGACUUAGCCUUCAGUGUCCAUCUGAGACUACAUGUAAGACUUCUGAAGAGAGAAUCCUUACACCCAGCCCUCUGUCACAGCAAAAAAAUAUCUCACCCCAAGAAUGGGAGCCUGACUCAAAUCUCUAUCAUUCCAAGAGUUUAAAAAAUGUAAACGUACUUAGUAAUCAGCAACAAAUAAGUCAACCUCAGAAAAUCCGUGAGCGCCACUUUUCUGCACGUACUUUUUCCGACAAUGUCCAGGACAGAAGGAAACUUGGGAAUGAAUUUCCUGUUCAAAGUGGGUAUGGAAGAAGGUUCCGAUCUUUUUCUGAGCUCUCUGCCUGUGAUGAAAAUGACAGCUGGGUUUUGGGCAGUGACAGGACCAAGGCCAGUGGCUCCAGAUAUACAAGUUCCAUCUCCAGACCAAUUGACUAUGGAAUUUUUGGGAAGGAACAGCAGCUGGCUUUCUUGGAGAAUGUAAAGAGGUCACUCACGCAAGGGAGGUUGUGGAGGCCAAAUUUCCUUAAGAACCCUGGCUUCCUAACAGAUGACAUGAGUCAACCUACCAAUAGACCUGAGUCACUAACUUCCAGUUCUGAUAGCAAAAUAGCAAAAGAUGGUUUGUCUCCUAGGGAGCUGCUUAACAUCUAUCGGGUGCAUUCAGAAUCUGACACUGACACCACCACAGAUGAUGAGUACUAUCUGGAUGAAGCCGACAAGGAAUCAGAACUCUGAGGCCUCUUUUCAAUAAAGAAAAUAACUUUAAAAAAAUAACUAAGUUUUGUUCCUGGGAAUCCAGAGUGAGUGUCUUUGUAAAUAGCAUUUAAGACCAUGAGAACAUUAGGGACAAAAGACAUAGUUUGGACAGUCUUUACUCUGGAGCAACCUAAUUCCCCAUUUUUCCUCCACACCCAUUACUCCCUGAAUUCAGCAUAAAUAACCAUAACCCUAGCUUGUCGGGUUGGUUUUUUUUUUUUUUUUUUUUUUUUGCCUAUUAGAGAUAAGACAAAUAUUUCUUUUCACAUUUCUUUAGGAGGUUUCAAACUCCCCUGCCUGUCCCCAAUAGGACUGCCAGAGAAGGGAUGUGUCCUUAGCUUUCUUCAUUUUCCCUACCUUUUCAUCUCCUAUUUAACUUCCAGUCUUGAACCACUCCUUUUCCUUUUCCUUCACUCUUCCCCAAAAGAUAAACUUUGCUAAUCACCCAGCACAGCUAACAUUCUACUCUCUUCAUAAUGCUACUUAAAAUGAUAGAGAUUAUGAUGAUGAUGAUAAUGAUAAGCUAUUAUUUCCAUCAUAUAAGAAGAUGAACAACAUUUCAUCAUCAUUUGAGGACUUUAUUUUUAUGCUUUGGGGGUAAAGAUAUAAGGCUAGGUUCCUUUUUUUUUUCUUAAUUAACCUGAUGUGCCCAUAGGGUUGGAAGCUAGGAGAAUGGGAGUUGAUUAAGCUGGUGAUUUAUAUGUAAGAAACUGAAUUCAUUUAGACAGAUUAGGAAGCACAGCAUUACUAGAGUAGAUACUGUGUUCAACUUGAAACCAGGAAGAUCCAGUUCAAGUCUUGCUCCUGAUGCUAACUAGGUGUAUGAUCUUGGGCAAGUCACUUAAUCUCUCUGAGUCUCAACCUUCUCAUCUGUAAAAUAAGGAUAAUAUUACUUGUAGUGCCCACCUCACAAAGUUGUGAAACUCAAAUGAAAUAAUGCGUGUAAUGUGAUUUGCAAAUUUUUAAAUUACUAUAGAAAUGUCAGUUAUCAUGAAGAACUCUCUGAGAGUGAAUUAACUGAGUGAACCAGGUGAGUUAAUGAACAGGCCCAGGAUGUGGCCACCUAGAUUUGAUGUUCUGAUAGUGAAUCGGUAGCAUCAUCUUUGUCUAUGAAAAACACCAUUACCAUGGAACCAUGAUAAGCAGGUAUUUCUACCCUAAAACUGGCUUAACUUUGCCAUAACCUUCUCAGUGACUUAAAAUAUUCCUCCUAUUUCCAAUUUUCCAUGUUUGUGAAGUGUUAGACUUUGCAAAGUGCACAGAUUCAGUUCACAAGUAUUGAGAGAGAGCAUCAGCCACAUUCCUAACAUGCUGCCCAUCCUAAGUAAAACUCCAGGACUCAUAUAUCUCUAUUUGUCAAGCUGGUGCUAAACCAUCAGGUUAUUUUACUCUAGGACUUUCAAAGUCCUGACAUUUUGGUUUCUUUCUAAUUAUUUGCUUAGGCUGGGGUAGGAUAGAUAGCUCCAAACAACUAUGAAGGCCAAUGCUACUAAGGCAAGGUUGGUCAAGGUAAAGAAUACUGUGGUUGAGAUAUUUUGAUAGCUCUAUCCAAGUCUAUCUGCUGCCUCCUUAACUUGAUGCUGGAUUGGUUCCUGUUUACUAGGAACCCAUAUUAUAGGAAGAAAUAUGAAAAUCCUUUCAUCCUAUUUCACAAUUUUGUUUUAUAGUCUUCUUUGAUAAUACAAGUUUAUGUUCUGUAUCCACUUCUCUCCACUCCUUAUUUUCUCUCCCUGUCUGUUUUUAUUCUUGUAUCAUCAAGGUAAUGAUACUUGUUGAUAAAGGACUUAGAGAUUCCAGAAAGAUAGAAUUAUGAGAAGGAAGUAUGUUAUUAUUAUUAUGUCUUUGUCAUCUCCAUCUUGCCUGGAAGUACAGUACAGACUAUUUUGUCUACUGUGUUCCCAUGAAGCUCAAAUGGAUGAUAAUUCUAUUUUUAACUUUUAUUAAUUUCAUGAGUGUGAGAUACGGUGGCCCACUGAAGACUCGAGAACAUGGCUAACCCAUAUUGUUUUAAAUCCACUGAGCACAGCACCAAGACUUUAAAUCCUAAUGUUAUUAGUAUGUGAAGCUGGACAUAUAAUAUUUAUGAAAAUGCAUGUUCUUUCAAGUUGCUCUUCUUCUGCCCCAGUUUUCCCCACUUUCUUGUUACAAAUCUAUAUAGAACACUAAGAAUAGUUUUUGGAAUUGAAAAAGAGACCUAUUACUCUAAAGUUGAAAAACAUGCGUUUUCUAUGGCUUCCUUGCAAAUUCUAUGUCACUAAAUGAGGCGGUGUCUCUGCUAUAGCACAUGAAAUGAAGUUAGGGAUUUUGAAAUAUAGACUGCAGCCAAAGUAGCAGAUUUGGGGAUUAAUAGUUACUCUUGGGCCUGAAUUCUCUGACUUGGUCAUCUAUGGUCUAAAUCUUGCUGUAAUUGCUAACUUUCAACUUUACUAUUUGCUGUGUUAACCUGGUUCAGAAGUCACAAAAACAGAUUUAUAGAAGGCACUAUUCUCCUUCUCUCUUUGUAUUUUAUAUAGUUAAAGUACUUCGUUAAAGAAGUGUAGUCAUUUUAUAUGUAUUUUAACAUACAAACUGCUGCUUUCUUGAAAUAUGAUCCCUUUUUGGUAAACAUAAUUUAUAUUAGUCCUUAUUAUAUUCCAAACUUGUUUUCUAAGAGAUAUUCCAUAUAAAAAUAAUACCUGUGUAUAGAAGGACCAAUCAAAAGGGAAUGAACACAAAUGUGUACAGUUGUAAAAUAAUUAUUUUAUGUAGAUGGAUAAUGGACUCUUGGAGUCAUGAGUCAUAGAGUAUAUGACCAAUUUAAUACAGGCCUCAUUUGAUCGAAUUUUAGGGAAACUACUUUAAAUGGACCAUUCAGUAUUAUAAGGCUAUUGGUGGUUAAUAAACCCAUAACUCUAAAUAGGUUUUCUAAUAUGAUAAGCAAAUAGAAUAGCCAAUAGAAAUUCAACACAUACUUGCACUGAAGCUAGUAGUGGGAGGAAGUCAAAUUUAUAUGAUGGUAACUUGGAAGUAAAAUUUUCAAAUGAAGUAAAUUAUCUAUUUUUUUAUCAUGCCAUAGUAUUAGAGAAAGAAAUCUUUUUAAGAAUAGUAACAUUACUGUUUCAGAAUGGUAAUCCUAUUUGAAUGUAUAGCCAGGUCCCAAUUAGCACAAAUGAUGAAUCCUUUAAAGUGUUCACAUUAUUAAAAUUCACACUGCAUUUUUCCCAUUGGGCUGGCACCAAUGACCAUAUUUUACACAAUUACAACUUUGAAUAGUGCAAAUUUGAAUACAUGAGACAACUUCAGGACAUUCAUUAUUCCCACUAGUGGUGACCUAAGUUAUACCAUGUACUUACAUAUGUAUACGUUUGUAUAUAUGCAUGUGUGUAUAGAUGUUUUGUUUUCUCAGCAGCUUUGUAAGUUUACCUUGUCACUGAGGCGGUUCAGAAUGACUGAUAAUUGUAUUACUUCUGAAACAAAUAAACCUUAAUGCACUUUUUCUGAAA
Messenger RNA from Vombatus ursinus (common wombat), 9970 nucleotides. It is a transcript of the gene EXPH5, whose product is annotated as exophilin 5. The record is from RefSeq and is a predicted model, not a curated record. Gene Ontology annotation, molecular function: small GTPase binding. Gene Ontology annotation, cellular component: endosome. The transcript has 6 exons. The coding region runs from base 132 to 6467 and encodes 2111 amino acids. NCBI's taxonomy places the organism in Eukaryota, Metazoa, Chordata, Mammalia, Diprotodontia, Vombatidae. Gene Ontology annotation, biological process: positive regulation of exocytosis; intracellular protein transport; positive regulation of protein secretion.